This is a messenger RNA of Micropterus dolomieu (smallmouth bass), 3466 nucleotides long. RefSeq names its product cysteine and glycine-rich protein 1a (gene csrp1a). Gene Ontology annotation, biological process: muscle tissue development; sarcomere organization. Gene Ontology annotation, molecular function: actinin binding; structural constituent of muscle. Gene Ontology annotation, cellular component: cytoplasm; Z disc; nucleus. The transcript has 6 exons. Bases 292 to 873 code for a protein of 193 amino acids. NCBI's taxonomy places the organism in Eukaryota, Metazoa, Chordata, Actinopteri, Centrarchiformes, Centrarchidae. The record is from RefSeq and is a predicted model, not a curated record.
UUGCAGACUUAAGCAGCAACAACAGAAGCUCCUCCCUUUCAGCACAUCUGGAACAGUGGAAGAGUGGAGCGGCACAUAUCCAACAACUCUGUGAGAGUCUUUUUGUAUCAGGAGAACGUCAUACACUUGGGCUAGUAAGAUAAUCUACCUUUCUCUUGCAUACCACAAGUGCAACUCCUCCACCUAACUUUGGACCGCUGGUUUCCUGAAUACAGCCCGGGUGCUGCAUUAACACUACUCAAACUUCAACCUGUCCAUCAUAACUGACUGACAGCACCUACUGACUGCAGGAUGCCAUUAGGAGGAGGAAACAAGUGUGGCCGCUGUGAGAAGACAGUUUACUUCGCUGAAGAGGCACUCUGUGACGGGCGGAGCUUCCACAAGUCCUGCUUCCUGUGCAUGGUGUGUGGGAAGAACUUGGACAGCACGACUGUUGCUGUUCAUUCGGAUGAAAUUUACUGCAAGGCAUGCUAUGGCAAGAAGUACGGACCAAAAGGCUAUGGCUAUGGCCAGGGAGCAGGGACCCUAAGCAUGGACAAGGGGGAGUCUCUGGGUAUUACACCUGAAGAACCUGCUCCUCAUCGCCCUACCAGCAACCCAAACCCGUCCAAGCUGGCUCAGAGGUUUGGAGGAUCAGAAAAGUGCCCUCGCUGUGGCAAAGCUGUCUACGCUGCUGAGAAAGUCAUUGGAGCCGGGAGCGCGUGGCAUAAGAUUGGAUGUUUCACCUGUUCCACGUGUGGGAAAAGCCUUGAGUCGACCACACUAGCUGACAAGGAUGGAGAAAUCUACUGCAAAGCCUGUUACGGCAAAAACUUUGGUCCCAAGGGAUUUGGAUACGGCCUUGGGGCUGGAGCGCUGGCGCACACUCAAUAGAGACCACUGAGCUCCAGGUUUCCAGUAUGCUGCACUCCUGUCUUCUUCCUGCAGAGGGCAGGCUGCUGCCAGGAAACAUUCACCUGGCAGACACACGCUUGAUACAAAGCUGCAUUAUAUAUUGUACAGUGGAAAAUAUAACACCAGUUUAGUCUCAUUGAGGCCAAAUCUGAUUACUAGUGCUGUUACAGUAAAUCAUGCUACAUAGGCCAAUCCACACUUAAUACUGAAACAUCUGUUUAACGAUGCAUUGUUGAUUUGCUCUGACUGAAUUUUUCAGUUUUUGUUGAUCACUUUGUUGCUAUUAUUACAGUUUUUUCUGUCGCUAUGGUAGCCUACUCUGCACACAACUGUGGUAAUAUUUCAAAAAACUUGGUACAAAAAACAUAACAGAAACAUCAAAAAGGACCUAUACAAGUACAUCUGACACUGAUCCACUUCAACAAAAACAUGUAGAAAGACAUGUUUCGCAUUUCAAUAAAUCAUGUUCAUACAAAAUACAUCCAGAAUGUUUGUUAAGAUUUUCUUCUCUAUUGUUAAAAUACCUUUUACCAUCACAAUGGUCAUUGAUCCUAAAUGAUCAUCACUGAACCAUUUGCUUAAUAUACAUGUAUGUAUUGUUGUUUUAUUUGCCUGAUAUAUCCAGGUUCAAAACUUCAGAUUCACCACUCUAAGGCGUGAGAUUUUAACUGUAUGUGACCUCAGGGGGAUUCAAACAUACAACCUUAGUGCAAGUAGCUUAUUGCUCAAUGUAACAAACAGAGCCACAAAGGACCACUGCAAUGAUUGCAGUAUGUAUAAUACAGUACUGUAAAAUACACUACAUGAUUACCAUCCAUAAUUACAUUGCUAAUUUCCCGUGGUGGUAAACUCAGUUGGUAACCAUUGACUGUGUAAAGGGUGUGGACACUAGCAAUUCCUUUCAACAAGGAGCAGAAUAGACAGCAAGACAGUGAAAUUGAUCAGAGCGCUUGUGCUCAGAGAGGUAGGGAAGGCCCCCGUCAGAGAGGACAGGCUCAGAGUUACAUUUGAUUAGACAAACUAUGUGUUGCAAUACAGUUAAAUACAGUAAAUGUUUGUUUCUUGCAUCAGUGAUUGUAGAGGAUGUCUUCAUUGAUCACAACUUGAUUACAUAUGGAAAUGAUGAAUUCUGUAAUUGUUGGGUAAUGUAAGUGUAUUUCCUAAUGUGAAAACGGUGUGUCUUUUACAGUAUACUGUAGCAUACUACUUUCAGCACUUCUGCUGGGUGAUUUGAAACAUGUAUCUUACAUUGUUUGUUAUUGGAUUCACUGGUAGAUAAAAGGACUAAACUGAAAAGAUAUAAUUAUGUUGUGUUUUGGUGAUUAAACCAUAUGUUUUCAUGACAUUGUACGAGAAACUUCUAUUUCUAAUCAAUGAGGUUUGAAUGAAAGACUGGCUGUGUUACAAGUGUGAUGAGUUUAUAGUUUUGUACAAAGAGUUGUGAACUUUUACCACAUACUAGCAAUAAUAGUUUCAAAGCGAUCCAGUUUUUUUAUUAUUAUAAAUAUGUGGUAAAAUUUCACAACUCUUAGUACAAAACUCUAAACUCAUUCAAAACUCGUGAUUGGUCAUUCAUUUGGAUUGUAAACAUCUCUCACCACACAACGAUUGAUUCAAUGUAUACGUUUUUCGUGAAAUGUCAUGAGAACAUUUUAAUCAUCGAAACACAACACAAUGAUAUCUUUUCAGUUUAGUCGUUUUAUCUAUCAGUGAAUCCAAUAACAAACAUUGCAAAAUAGGCUACAUGUAUGUACAUCAUCUUAGAAGUGCUGAAAGUAUAUGCUACAAUACUGUAAAAGACAGUACACAGUUUUUACAUUAGGCAAAAGACUUACAUUACCCAAUAUUUACAGAAUCUAUCAUUCCAUAACAUUUAUCCUAUUUGUAAUCAAUUUGUGAUCAAUGAAGAUAUCUUCUUCAAUCAUUGAUACAAGAAACAAACUUUUGCUGUAUUUUACAAUAAUGCAGCAUAUAGUUUUUGUCUAAUCUAAAUGUAACAACUAUAACCAUUAUGGAUUUUAAUUAUGUAGUGUAUUUUUACAGUAUUGUUUUGUACAUACAGUAAUCAUUGCAGUGGUCCUUUGUGGCUCUGUUUGUUAGAGCACUGAGUUACUAGCACUAAGGUUGUGGGUUUUAAUCCCACUGAGGUCACAUACAGUAAAAAUCUCACACCUGGUGAUUCUGAAGUUUUGAAUCCAAACAUAUCAGGCAAAUGAAGCAAUACUUAGGCCUACAUUAAGCAAAGGCUUCGGCCAUGAUCAAUUAGGAACAAUGAGCAGAGUGAUAGUAAAAGGUAUUUUAUUUUUGUUAGACUAAGUCAAUGUCAGAUGUACUUAUAGUUGUGAAAAACGACUGACUAAGAGUGGCAAAAUAUUACCGUGUGAAUGGUACCAGAGUGACAGAAAAAAACAGAUCCUUCCUUAUCCUCUUCUUAUUGUGAGGCUGUUUCUCUCUGCGCAAAUUAAAUCUCAGUAUCACAUUAACAAUAAUCUGUGUAAUAGAGUAAAUGCUGCUUGUUCAUAUGUUAUGCUUUCCAGACAGCAUGAUAUUAAAUAAAAUUGAAAGACAAUAA